Messenger RNA from Chilo suppressalis (striped riceborer), 1363 nucleotides. The record is from the annotation of a GenBank genome assembly. Lineage: Eukaryota; Metazoa; Arthropoda; Insecta; Lepidoptera; Crambidae.
AAUUUAUUUAUUUAAAUUUAAUGUCAUAAGUAGAUAGUUCAUGGGUUUGGUGAAAGAAGUGCGCGUGUGUUCUGACACCACUAAUGUAAUGAAAGAUGUCCCACUAUGGAUCCACUUACAACAGAACGAAACGAAAGUGACUAGUUGACCGUGUAUUACAUUGUGAUUAGUCUCGUAUAAAUCGUAUAAAUAUUGCCUUAAAAUGGCGCAGACAGUGAGACGCGCCAUUGAAGGUAGAUAUCCAUCUUGUUACAUACCAAGCAGAAUAAAAGAACGCAGGGCUAAGGCAAGGGCUUUGAGGUUAGAACAACAGAGGAAACCUGACAAGCCAGAGGACUUUGUCUGUUACUCUGACAGUGACAGUGAAGAAGAGACACCCACACAGCAACAUCAGACUCUGUGCACCUCGUACAACUUUGUAGACUAUGUGAGGUCCCGAGAAAUACAAGCGCCCGAGCCCCGCUCCGUGGACCAGUCGUACGCGACGCGGCACAUGUUGACCCACGACAUGUUCCGCGAGACGCCCGUCAACCUGGGCAACAUGAACAAGGUGUUCUGCUCUCAGUGGCUCUCCGACAGGCAGGUCGUCUUCGGCACCAAGUGCAAUAAGUUGAUGGUGUAUGACGUACGAACGCGGUCUUUAGACGCAAUCCCGACGUUGCGGCCGCGGGCGCCGUGGCCCGGCCUCGACCACCAGACCGGGAUACACGCGCUGCAGAUAAAUCCCUCUAGGACAUUAUUGGCGACUGGCGCGAGGAACUCUUGCGAGUUGGCCAUUUACAGUUUGCCGACUUUAGACCCCGUGUGCGUCGGGGAGGCGCAUAAAGACUGGAUCCUGGACAUGUGCUGGUUAGACGACGAGUUCCUAGUGACGGGGUCCCGGGACUCCAAGCUGGCGUUGUGGCGCGCCCCGUCAGCGCCGCCCUCCGCCGCGCCUACCGCGUCUGGGGCGGCCCCGGCCCCGCACCAUGAUUACGUGGCCCCGCUCGCGUUACGAGACUGUCGCGCUGGUGAGUUAACUAACCAUUCAAUAAGGGAAGGCCUGUGCCCCAGCAGUGGGGACAUUAAUAGGCUGAUGAUGAUGAUGAUGAAACUUUGUGCAGGUUUACUGAUGUUCUACGACUUGAGAGCUGGUAAAUAUUUGGAGAGCAACAUUCACUCAUCGAAGACGGUCACACUUAGGGCUUCAAGGGGAUAUGUAUACCCACAAUUCCCGGACGAAGACGCAGACGGAUUCAACCAAGUAAAAUACGUUCCAGCUAUAUAUACCCACUGCUAUGACCAUAGUGGCACACGGAUAUUCACCGCUGGAGGGCCAUUGCCCGCACCUUUAGUAGGAAAUUACGCUGGGAUAUGGCAAUAA